This is a messenger RNA of Panicum virgatum (switchgrass), 853 nucleotides long. RefSeq lists its product as uncharacterized. NCBI's taxonomy places the organism in Eukaryota, Viridiplantae, Streptophyta, Magnoliopsida, Poales, Poaceae. The transcript has a single exon. The record is from RefSeq and is a predicted model, not a curated record. Bases 84 to 581 code for a protein of 165 amino acids.
ACAUCGCCGGGCCGGGUCGCAAAGCAGCUGUGGUGGACGCCUUUGCCGAACGAACCCUCUUGCUUGUUGCCUUGGCCUCUCCCAUGUCCCAUCCCAUGCUCACUCCUACGUGCAUAACCACUACCUCCAACACCAAACAGUCCGGUUCGCUAGUCAACAGCUGCUCCGUGGUCAGUAGUCGGGCCACUGUUCCAUCGUCGAUCUUGGUCGAUCUGGAUGCGAGAAUGGCGGCGACCGGCAGCACGCCGACGAUGCCGGCGACGGUGACGCCCCUGCCGGGCUACGGAUACCAGGGCUCCGCCGCGGGCGCCGAGCCUCCCCGCAGCUCCUCGGGCUCCAUCGGUACGUUCUUCGGGGUCUUCGCGGCCGUCCUGGUGCUCACCUUGCUGUCCUGCGUCUUCGGCCGGGUGUGCGCGGCGCAGGCCGAGGGCCCCGACGAGCGGUACGACUGCACGAGGCUGGCCCGGCGGUGGUGCGGGUGGCCGGCACCUCGCCGGGCCGCCGCGAAACGGGAGGCGAAGCCGCCGCCGCCGCCCGUGGUGGAGGUGCCCGCAGCGUUGCCACCGCCGGAGGAGCCGUGAAGAAGCCGCUGCCGCCGGCGGCGAGGUUCACGGACCCCUUUCUCUGUCCUCUACCCCUCUUCCGAGUUACAAUUAUUAGUAGGAAAAGUCCGAUAGGAGAAAGAAUCAAUAAGAAGGUUUGAUUAUCUGUUCUUAUUAGCGUACGUCACUCGUGAUGCGGAUUGUUUUAUAGUAGUAAUUCUUCAGCAAGGAUAUAUAAAUGCUUUGGCCUCCCAAAUUUUUUUGUGUACUCUGAUCAAAUACAGUGACAAGCACAUCUCCGAUUCGUUUAU